This is a messenger RNA of Selaginella moellendorffii, 591 nucleotides long. Its product is annotated as peroxidase-like. The record is from RefSeq and is a predicted model, not a curated record. Lineage: Eukaryota; Viridiplantae; Streptophyta; Lycopodiopsida; Selaginellales; Selaginellaceae. The transcript is spliced from 3 exons. The coding region runs from base 1 to 591 and encodes 196 amino acids. Gene Ontology annotation, molecular function: peroxidase activity; heme binding. Gene Ontology annotation, biological process: response to oxidative stress.
AUGGUCCAAGGACGGUUAACUGGUGCUGAUCAUCACGCGCUGAACAGAUCUGCGGACAGGUUAUCCAAAUGGUUGGGAUGGAACAAGAUUGUUUUCAACACGAAACAAGCUGCCAUUCAUGAGUCAAUUCUCAAGUUUCCAAAGCAAUACGAAACCAUGGUUGGAGGAGAGAUAGCGCUGGCAAGAGCAUUCCUCAAAUCCCUUUGCAAGAGCUGGGCGGUAUGCUCAGCUCUAGGCACAAUAGAAGAGCUUGGAUUAUGGUCCAUCGCUGAUCUCUUCACCAGAUUAUAUGACCCUUACUACAACCAAUCACUUAGGAGCCAGUGUCCCAGCAGUGGUGGUGACUCAAACCUUUCUCCUCUAGAUUUGCAAACUCCAGUGGUGUUUGACAACAAGUACUACAAGAACUUGAUAAAUUUCAAUGGAUUGUUCCACUCUGACCAGACACUGUGGAGUGGUGGUGAUUGGACAGUUGUGCAGUUGGUGCACACUUAUGCCAUGGAUCAAGUGCAAUUUUUCCAGGACUUUGCGACUGGAAUGAUCAAUAUGGGGAACCAUGAACCACAAGAAUAUUCUGAGAAUAUUCUAUAG